AUGAAUGGCAGAGAAGAACUUCUGCUCCAACCUCAUCAACUCCCAGCCUGCACUGUGCCCCGUCCCCAGUGUGGGCCCUCCCUCCUCUCCGUUCUCCCUUCUCUACUGAGCCCUGCACUUUGCCGCCCUCCGUGAACCACAUCCAAGGGCCGGCUGGGCUCUCCCAGGUGCGCAGACUUCCCGCUUCUCGUGCAGCUGCUGUGCUAGACACCCCGGUCCCACUCUUUCCUGUAGCUGCCCUAGUCUGAGAAGGAGAUAAAUCUCUCCACUGACAGCCAGGCUCAACUCUUGUGCCCAGCCCAGCGUGACAGGAGAGCACUGGGAAGGUUCCAUGUACUUUCUAUUCCGCACUUAGCCUCAGUCCUGAAAUGGACCCCCAGGUAAGCAGUGGGGGAGUGCCUGGCCUAACUAACAAGCAAUCCACAGACAAAAUGUUCAGUUCUCCUGCCCAAGUGCAGGAAAUGUGUCUCAUCUGAUUCCUUGGACUAAGGUGAGUCUGAGAAAUGACCCUGUUGAUGUCACCAGAAUGUUAGCGGUGAGGACAUUCCCAGAGAUGACACCACCCAGUAUCCUACCAUCUGAUUCUAGCUUCCAUCACACUUCUGAAACUGCUGGUUCAAAGAUCACCUGCAGGGCCAGCUUCAGGGGCAUGGCACCUGUGCAGUCCUGCAUUCACAAGGGCCCUGUACUUGGUUUCACCAUCUGCUGCUGUUGCUGCCUUGCAAUUCUUAACGGUUUUGAACCAAGGAGCCCACAUUUUCAUUUUGCACUGGGCCCUGCAGUUAUGUCUGAUCUUGGUCAUUCACAGUCACUUACAAAAUCCAGUAAGGUUUUCCUUCUCAGAAGGGAAAUGACCUCCAUCUCCUUUUGUGCAAAUCUCUGUGACCCCGACUCUUCUGCCCACUUCCAUGACAUCAGUAGAACAUGGUGUAAUGAGGAGGCAUGGCUGCAAAGGAGGGUCGGGAUCAAGAGGCCCCAGGGGAGUAAGUCGUCCCCACCCUGCUUGGAUCCCAGGCAUGAGGGAGAGUGAAAGGUCCAACUUGAUUCCAGCAAACAGACAACCUGAGUCAGCUACAAUCCAGAACAGACCGUCUGCGGGAAAGCUUGGAGACGACCACGACAGACUUAGGAAACCUUGACGAACUCCUUCCAACUCCUGGAGGGGCCGUCUACCAACAGCACAGAGAACUGACUAGAAUUGAGCCACAGUGCUCCCUGCCAGGCAAGCAGGUUGGGCACCCUGUAAGGAGCCAGGAGAUGAGGUCCUCCAGAGACAGACAAGUGUUCCAAGGAAAAGGCCAAGGGAAGUUUCCUCACCACGGAAGAAGCCGAGUUCAUCAGGGUCCAGGAUCUGCCCUCUCUUGGCAUCACCCGGCCAGGCCAUGGCUCAGGUGCCAAGCAGGCCCUCUGGUGCCUACCUGGCCCACCUGGCAGCCACCCAGAUCCUACUCCACUCCAGGACUAUGCCAAUCUGUGGCCAUGCUCCCAUCAGCCGGUCACCUCCUGUCCCUGCUGCUGGUGAUAGGCACAGGGGGUGUGGUGCCCAGCCCCCGGGUAGCUCCCCAGGGCUGCUACGUGGCCGAGGAAGCAGGGGAGCGGACAUUCCGCUGCAGCCAGGCAGGCCUGAGCACCGUGCCCACUGGCAUCCCCAACGACACCCGCAAGCUCUACCUGGAUGCCAACCGGCUGGCAUCGGUGCCGGCUGGUGCCUUCCAGCACCUGCCUGUCCUGGAGGAGCUGGACCUGUCCCAUAAUGUUCUUGCCCACCUCUCUGGUGCCGCUUUCCAGGGCCUGGCGGGCACACUGCGCCACCUCGACCUCUCUGCCAACCAGCUGGCCUCGGUGCCCCUGGAGGCCUUCGUGGGGCUGCAGAUCCAAGUGAACCUGUCCGCCAACCCGUGGCGCUGCGACUGUGCCCUCCAGGAGCUGCUCAGGCGGGUGAGGCUGGCACCAGGCACUGGGACGGGCAUUGUGUGUGGCCCCGGAGCCCGACCAGACCUCGUGGGGCAGGAGUUCCUGGCACUAGCAGGGGAGGAAGAGCUGUGUGGGACGGGGCGGGGCGGGGCCCGGCGGAGCACUGAUGUGGCCCUGCUGGUCACCAUGGGGGGCUGGCUGGUGCUCGUGGUGGCUUAUCUGGCCCACUACGUGUGGCAGAACCGGGAGGAGACCCGACGUCCCCUCAAGCGAGCACCCGUGCUGCCUGUGCGCUCUGAGGACUCCUCUACCCUCAGCACAGUGGUCUGAUGACCAGGACCACUCCUCCGGCCCACGCCCCACACUCCUGCUUCUACACCCUCCCGUCUCCUCCGAACCCCUCUGUCUCCUCUGCAGCCCUUUCCCAUCCCCCAAUUCCACCCCCUUCCUCCUCUGUCUCCCCUAAACACCUGAUCUCUCUCUCAACCAACACCAUCUUUGGUGCCUGAGGUUUUCAGUGCCUACUGUGGGACUGGAUUGUGCUAGACACAGAGCUUCUAAGUCUAGGUAGCGGGGGGAGGGGGACAACAGAACAGAGAAUGACAGUAGGUGGUAUGUGUGCCAACUCAGAGGUAGGAGCAGGCAGCUCAAGAGGCUGGCAGAAGUGAUCUCAAAGGCUUCACCCACCAGAUGGAUGCUUGAACUGACUCUUCAAGAAUGAGGAGGAGGGCUUUGGGCAGAAGAGGGACACCCUCAGCUGAAAGUCGGUGGACAAAGGCAAAGAAGAUGUAAGGACUCUGAAUGUCUAAGCAGUGGCAAGACCUACUUGGGGGCUAGAAGGUGCAUAGAGGGGCGAGGGGCUGCUGGGACCAAGCUGGCAGUGAGGCCAGAAAGGACCCGGCCGGAUCCUCCUCUCUUCUCCCUCUGCCUCUACUGAAAAGUUCCUGCAUCCUCAGCGCUUCUCACCUCUCUCAGGGCCCUAGACUCCUCUUCCUGUACCUUCUAUUGGGGUCCACCUGGCUUAGCUUCCCUGCUUCCUUUUCCAGAGGUUCCCUAUCUCUCUGUCCUUUAUACACAGAAGGGCUUCCUGAACCCUUCCCCUUGGGAGAAAAGCAGUCUCUGCUCGGCCUGAGCUGGGGAUGGGUCACUAGAGAGACGGAGGUGGGGGGCGGGAGGGAGCCAGGAGGUUUCCCAUCCCCAGAACAUCACUGGACAAUUGAAUAAAGUCCUUUCAUUAAUGCCCCGA
Messenger RNA from Vicugna pacos (alpaca), 3160 nucleotides. Lineage: Eukaryota; Metazoa; Chordata; Mammalia; Artiodactyla; Camelidae. The record is from RefSeq and is a predicted model, not a curated record.